AAUCUUUAACUUUAAAAAAAGUUUUAGAUGAUAUAACUUUUGAUAUUAAAUCAAUUCAAAAUUUAGCUUUAUCAAUUCCAAAAACUUUAAUUAAUUUUGGUAUUGGAUUUAAAAUGCCUCCACAAACUCUUGAUUUAUUUCUUAAAAAUUGUCGAGCUGAAUUAGUUGGAUUGGAUUUAUAUUAUUAUUUUAAUAUGAUUGAUGAUUCAUUUCUUGAAAUUUUUGUUCAACAUGCUAAAGAAAAUCAAUGUUUUAAACGAUUAAAUUUUGAAGAAGCUCCAUCAACACAUUUAAAAAGUGUAUUGGAUCGACCUUCGAAAUUAUUAGAACACGCCAAGAAAGUUAUCAAUAUUAAAAAAUUCAAAUUUGGUGCAAAUCCUUCUGAUG
Messenger RNA from Dentiscutata erythropus, 387 nucleotides. Lineage: Eukaryota; Fungi; Glomeromycota; Glomeromycetes; Diversisporales; Gigasporaceae. The record is from the annotation of a GenBank genome assembly.